Messenger RNA from Fonsecaea nubica, 1446 nucleotides. RefSeq lists its product as hypothetical. Lineage: Eukaryota; Fungi; Ascomycota; Eurotiomycetes; Chaetothyriales; Herpotrichiellaceae. The record is from RefSeq and is a predicted model, not a curated record. Bases 1 to 1446 code for a protein of 481 amino acids. Gene Ontology annotation, molecular function: protein phosphatase regulator activity. The transcript has 4 exons. Gene Ontology annotation, biological process: protein dephosphorylation. Gene Ontology annotation, cellular component: nucleus; protein phosphatase 4 complex; cytoplasm.
AUGUCUCUAGCCUUGGAUGAACAGACCCUACAACAUGUGGCCAGUAAUAGCGAGAUGGACUAUGAAAAAUGGCCCGCCAUCAUCGAACCACUACUCCAGCGACUCAAUGAGAUUGUGUAUACGGAAUUCCCUAUGCCACGGCCAUAUCCCACAAUAAAUCGGCCGGCUCCUUCCUCACCGAGUCAAACACAGCCGACACAGAUGGGUGAUUCCAAUCCUAACCCGCAGACACCAUCGACACCUGUGCGGAAUCUACCUCCCGUCCCACCCUUCCCAACAUCGUCGGCGACUUCUACAAGCCAUGUGCCUGAUUCUCUCCCUCAAUCCCAAGAUGCCGAUGUCAGUGCGCUGAAUGAACUUCACGAAAUAUUACUGCAACUCCUCCAUAGCGUAACACAUACGCUUCGAUCCUCAUUUUCAGAAAGACCCCCUCAUACGAUACAACGGCUGGCAGAACUUAUUCUAUACCCUAGAAAACAUUACAAGACCCUCCCGGCCUGGUUACGAGCCGUCGAUCGAGUUGUCAGCGUCAGUAGUCCUGCGGAUAUUUUUCCGCUUUCCGACACUCCGCCCGUGGUCAAUGGUGUCAAUGGAGAUGGAGGAGGGGGAAUACUCUGGAACAACGGCGACGUGCGCCAUGGCUACGACAGCAAUUCAUUAGGCAGUGACGAAAGUCUAGGUGGCGCACUCCUGACUCCAAUACCGUGGUUACGAAAUGGAAUUAAUGGUGGCGAGGAUUCUGGUGAAGACACAGGCCCCCCAGACUCGAAUGCCAGCACCAGUACUGAGGGCUUGGACGACGCUCUCCUCCUGCCAAUGACACAGGGCGAUGGAGAUUCGCUAGUACCUGGAAGGGCAGAUGGCGCAGUUACCCAAGGCGAGUUGAUACGUAUGGAACAAGAGGCUGGUGUAGUGCCUGUGACCCGAAACCCUUCUGAUACACAUGUGAGUGGGACAAUGGAAGAGAAUUCCCUCGUCGAUGAAGGAGAUAUGGUACCUCACGCCCGCGGACCAGACCUCGUUGGAUCCGUGGAUAUGGGAAGAGUCGAUGGUCAAGACGUGGAAAUACAUAUUGGAAGUCCUCCAGGCGAAGUGGGAAACGAGUCUGUCAUUGAUGCAAGUGACGCGCAGGCAGUCGUUUCUGCACAAACUCGUACUUUGGGCUCUACGGCCAUAUCGUUGGGUGGACCUGGAUCAGCGGCGGAUUCGGACGACUUCGAAAUUGUGCUCAAGGACGCCGUUGAGGGCAGCGAUGUGGACGCCAUGCAAGUCGACGAGAGCGGGAAAGGCGACGAGAAGCAGCAGAAGCAACAGUGGCUUACCGAAGACGCCGACAUUGUUCUUGUGGACGCGGAUGGAAAGACUGACGACGAAGUCGAGACCAAGGCUGAGAACUCAGGUCAGACCAUUGGACCGGAUACCGUGGACACGAGCAGUGUGACUUGA